Messenger RNA from Cydia pomonella (codling moth), 2361 nucleotides. RefSeq lists its product as uncharacterized. Lineage: Eukaryota; Metazoa; Arthropoda; Insecta; Lepidoptera; Tortricidae. The coding region runs from base 996 to 2216 and encodes 406 amino acids. The record is from RefSeq and is a predicted model, not a curated record. Gene Ontology annotation, molecular function: protein binding. The transcript is spliced from 2 exons.
CACAGUGGCUGUUAUCAGCCACUGGGUAGAAAGCGGCGCACACCUCUCGACACCCCUGAGCCACUCACACCGGUGUUGCUCCUGGUCGUCUUUACGACGGCAGUUUCAGGGGCCCAUCUAGUCAGCGGCAAGUCACCGCCUGCUUCAAUAACGUGUUUAAGCAUUGUUAUGGCAGGUGUCCGGACCUCUUUACAAUAGCCCAAUCUUUUGACCAGCCAAAGUUCAACACCAUAACCGGCCCUCUUAUCCACUUUAUUUACAAUAGCCCCUACACCAGCUGGGACCGAUUUACGGGUAUCUAUUUGUACCCGUGAAUGGGUUCUAGCUGGUGUAUUACAUAACAUCAAAUUUGUCUAAAAGGGCCUCUGCGCUGUUGGCUUCGGCCCCACGCAUGCCUCCCAAAGGUCCGGGCCCCAUGGUCCCGAGAUAUGGAAAGACAUACAAAUAAUAAUAAUAAUAAUUCAGCCUAUAUACGUCCCACUGCUGGGCACAGGCCUCCUCUCAUGUGCAAGAGGGCUUGGGCUAUAGACCCCACGCUAGCCCAAUGCGGAUACGGACCUUGACACUUACACCUUUAUAAUUAAAUAUAUUCGUCAAUAGGUUAGCAAACUAUUAAAAUAAAGCGUUAAAUAUUAACUAUGACAUGACGAAUUCACAACAAAAACAAACUAAAAUACUUGAUCAAACUACUUACCAUUAUUGGCGGAACAAACACAACACGUAUUGAUACGUCUACACGAGCAAAGCGCACUGAUUUAGGUAGUUCCCGGCGGAGUCAGGCGAGCGACGCCAUAUUGCCAGCCGUGCCGAGCGCGCCCGACGUUAGCCGAGCGCGACCCGAAGUGGCUCCGGCAGUCAUCGGGACUCCAGUUUCAUUCGCUACAUCGAUCGAUCACCGUGUGGCUCGUGAGUUUAACAACACCACUGCUUUCACAAGAAUAAUACCUUCUAAAGACAUAACCAUCCGUGAUGCUAUCUACAUCACACCUGAACUCAUGUUUGUUGGCAAAUCGAACGGCGAUAUUUUUAGAUGUCUGUACAAAGAUCCCAGUGUCUGCGAGAUGUUCUACUCCUACAGCAGCUCUACAUCUGUCACUGCAAUAGUUAUUAAUGGAGAGUAUCUUUAUGCAUCGUUGUUUAACGGGGUUAUGCUGAGAUGCGGCUUAUACGAGAAAAACUCUUGCACGACAUUCAAUAACCACAAUCAGAUGAAUGCCUUGGUCAUAUCAGGAGGAUAUAUACACGCGGGUAUGCAAGAUGGACGAAUGCUGAGGUGCGAGCUUCACCAACCGAACACAUGCAAGAGUUUCAAUACUUUCAACGGUGCUGUAACAGCAUUAGCGGCCACGGAGAAGUACAUCUACGCCGCGUUGGUUUCAAGGGAUAUCUGGCGCUGUUCAGUAAGUUCAGAAAACAGUUGUCGCUUGUUUGAAAGUGGCUCAGCGUUGUACAGUGAACUACGAGGACUCACAGCUAGAAAAUAUUCCGUUAUUGGUGUUACGAAUGGUGGUACGAUGUGGAACUGUACUCAAGGUCAUCCUUGCACGUCAAAUUCACUGACUGGCUCAGGUUACACGAACACGGCAGUUUUUGACGGUUCCCUUUACGCGGUACAUUCUUCAAACAUAGUGAAAUGCGAAUGGGAUGCGUUUAACUGCUCAGGGUACGAUGUUCACCAGAGUUCUGUAAGCAUUGCAUUUGCCUAUAAAACUUAUAAAAUGCAAGAGAGAUUCGCAAACGAAGGGAAGACAUGUUUGUCCGACGCUCGGUGUCCGCCAUUUAUGACUUAUUACAACAUUAACGAAAGACCGAUUCUGGAGGUGUUCGUCAAAGAAGGAAGACUGUAUAAUUCGCAAGGGAUUUUAGUGGACACGAGAGAAGCUGAUAUCGGACAGUCGGGGCGAGCGGCGAUAUUUGCCAUGGGAGCAGAUGGUCAAAUCUUACUGUCAAAUGUGCAUAACACUGUUCUGCGGACCUCCAGCCUGUUUGCUGGUCACCCUGUGGCCUCCGCUGGUGAGAUGGUAGUCGAAGAAGGCGUUAUAAAGUCUAUAAGGGCAUGCUCCGACCACUACCGGCCCGACGUCGAGCUGAAUCAGCAGGUGGUCGAUGUUUUAAAGAUGACAGGGUACACGGACAGGAUUGAGUCUCUCCCGUGUUGCAGUGACAACGUGUGUGGCCAGGAAAAUGUGGAAGAAAAUACAGUUGAGAAUCAAUAGCUGAUUUUUCUACCUUCUGUCUGUACUCUGUACACUGCCGAGUCAUACACCAAAACGGGCGAUGUGUCAAUGUUGUAUUAUGUUGGUCUUAAAGGUAUGUAAUUUUUAGGCCCUGGACUCAAGAAUAAAGUUUAUUUUAUUUGUU